Molecule: messenger RNA, 474 nt
Organism: Pisolithus orientalis
Lineage: Eukaryota; Fungi; Basidiomycota; Agaricomycetes; Boletales; Pisolithaceae
Exons: 4
Coding region: 1-474 (157 amino acids)
Source: RefSeq, a predicted model, not a curated record
AUGCGACUCCUCUCCAUACUGUACUUUGCAUCCGUCGCUGCCCUUGUGGUGGCCUCUCCCGUCAUAGACACCGGAAGCAACAGUUUACUCAGCGAACAGACACUUCUGGGCGACGACGACGACGAAGGGUGCAGCGGUUACGGAUCUUUAUGUGACUGGCCUGCCGGCACGAGAGGUCCAUGUUGCUAUCCGUACCUUUGCAGGCCUCUCACCAUGCAGAAUCCCCCAGAAUCUCGGUAUUUUUUUGCGCCCACGUCUAAUAAUGCCGUUCGGCCGGGGAGUACUAGUGUCUCGCUUGAGCUUGGUACUAUGUAUAUUUGUGUUAUGAUUUGGCUUGAUAAAGUGGCUGAUGGAACUGGUGGGUGGUCUUUCCUCCGCCUUGUUGAGCCCGUGAAGGGAACUUCUGUUAUCGCCAGUGACUCGACUGAAAGUGGCGGUGUUGGGUCGACUCAUGCAUGUGGAGCUGGGACUUGA